AUGCUCGUAUCCUCAGGACUCGCAGCCCUUGGCUACAUCUAUGUCAACAUCGAUGAUUGCUGGCAAGCAGACUCUCGAGACUCUGAGGGCCGCCUGGCACCAUCCCCGGACGCAUUCCCUUCGGGCAUCAAGGCGCUAGCAGAUUAUGUGCACAGCAAGGGGCUCAAGCUGGGCAUCUACUCCGACGCUGGCAUUCGCACGUGCGCACUCAAGCCGGGCUCACUGUGGCAUGAAGCAGUGGAUGCUGCCACCUUUGCUGAAUGGGGAGUGGAUUAUCUCAAGUACGACAACUGUUACAAUGAUGGAAGUCCCAGCAAGAAGCGCUAUACGACCAUGCGCAAUGCGUUAGAGGCCACUGGGAGGGACAUUUUCUUCUCGAUGUGCGAAUGGGGACAGGAUCUCCCUGCUCUGUGGGCGUAUGGCGUGGCAGACACGUGGCGCACCACCCGUGACAUCGAGGACACGUGGAGCAGCAUGAUGCGCAUUGCAGACAUCAACAACAAGUGGGCCAAAUACGCCAAGCCAGGCGGGUGGAACGACCCGGACAUGCUGCAGGUGGGGAAUGGACACUCCCUCAUUCCCCCUAUCCCCAACCCGUAUCAUGACCCUGCCUUUGCUCUCCCUCCCCGACCCCCCUCUCCCCCAUCAGACCUGGACAUGCUGCAGGUGGGGAAUGGCGGCAUGAGGGAUUCAGAGUAUCGUGUGCACUUCAGCCUCUGGGCCAUCAUGAAGGUGCGAUGGGCCAUCAUGAAGGUACGAUGGGCCAUCAUGAAGGUACGAUGGGCGAUCAUGAAGGUGACGCGGGCGAUCAUGGAGGCUCCACUCACAGGCUCCACUCACAGGCUCCACUCACAGGCUCCACUCACAGGCUCCCACCCACCCGCCUAUCUGCCACCAGGCGCCUCUCCUCAUUGGCUACGCCUUCCGCUUACGUCCUCCCACCAGGCACCCCUCCUGAUUGGCUGCGAUCUCUCUGCUGCCUCGAAUGACACCAUGAGCAUUCUGAGCAACAAAGAAGUGAUUGCCGUCAACCAGGAUCCACUGGGAGUACAGGCACGGAAGGUACAAUUCUCCAUUGACUCCCUGGUGGAGGUCUGGUCCGGGCCUCUCUUUGAGGGUCGGCAAGUAGUGGCAUUGGUGAAUCGUGGUGAGAGGAGCGAGAAUGUUACCGUCAGCUGGAAAUCAAUAGGGCUGAAUCCGGUGCAGCAGAUGUAUGCGCAAGACCUCUGGGAGAAAUCCACCUUGGAUUCUGCCGUCUCUGGAGGGCUGAGUUCUCGAGUUGAGAGCCAUGGCGUGAGGCUGUUUGUUCUCUCGCCCACACCAGAUGUCUAA
Closterium sp. NIES-65 is the source of this 1332-nucleotide messenger RNA. The record is from the annotation of a GenBank genome assembly. Lineage: Eukaryota; Viridiplantae; Streptophyta; Zygnematophyceae; Desmidiales; Closteriaceae.